Messenger RNA from Diospyros lotus (date-plum), 1529 nucleotides. Its product is annotated as formate dehydrogenase, mitochondrial. NCBI's taxonomy places the organism in Eukaryota, Viridiplantae, Streptophyta, Magnoliopsida, Ericales, Ebenaceae. The coding region runs from base 160 to 1314 and encodes 384 amino acids. Gene Ontology annotation, molecular function: formate dehydrogenase (NAD+) activity; oxidoreductase activity, acting on the CH-OH group of donors, NAD or NADP as acceptor; NAD binding. The record is from RefSeq and is a predicted model, not a curated record. The transcript has 6 exons. Gene Ontology annotation, cellular component: chloroplast; mitochondrion.
UUGGACACUACUGGGUCGAGUAAGCCCAACCGGGUAAGGCGUUUUUCUCUCUCUGAUUCGCCUAUAAAAAAGCGGCGAUUUCUGAGAUUCGGAUCAUCUUUCUCAAUUCGAUCUACUUGGUUCCCUGUGUGGAUAAGGCGACUUGAUUAGCUCAGAAAUAUGGCAAUGAAGGGAGCUGCUGCGUCUGCAAUCCGUGCCUUGGCUGCGUCGGGGAAUUCGGCCUCGGCGACUCUGACCAGAGACCUCCAUGCUUCUCCCGGGAGCAAAAAGAUAGUUGGGGUAUUCUACAAGGCAAAUGAAUAUGCUGCAAAGAAUCCCAAUUUUGUGGGCUGUGUGGAAAGAGCAUUGGGCAUCGGUGAGUGGUUAGAAUCACAAGGCCACCAGUACAUAGUCACUGAUGACAAAGAAGGCCCAGACUGUGAGCUGGAGAAACACAUUCCUGAUCUACAUGUCCUCAUAACUACCCCAUUCCAUCCAGCCUAUGUCACAGCAGAAAGGAUCAAGAAGGCUAAAAAUUUGCAGCUUCUUCUCACAGCUGGAAUUGGCUCUGAUCAUGUUGAUUUGAAGGCUGCAGCUGCUGCUGGGUUAACAGUUGCAGAGGUUACUGGAAGCAACGUGGUUUCAGUUGCAGAGGACGAGCUCAUGAGAAUUCUCAUUCUUGUUCGAAAUUUCUUGCCUGGACACCAUCAGGUCAUUAAUGGGGAAUGGAAUGUUGCAGCUAUUGCCCACAGAGCUUAUGAUCUUGAAGGAAAGACUGUCGGAACUGUUGGUGCUGGGCGUAUUGGCAAGCUGCUACUCCAAAGGUUGAAACCUUUCAACUGUAAUCUCCUCUAUCAUGAUCGGCUCAAGAUGGAUCCGGAAUUGGAGAAUCAAAUUGGUGCAACUUUUGAGGAGGAUCUUGAUGUGAUGCUGCCUAAAUGUGACAUAGUUGUCAUCAACACGCCUCUUACAGAGAAAACCAAAGGGAUGUUUGACAAGAAUAGGAUUGCUAAAUUGAAGAAGGGGGUUCUGAUUGUCAACAAUGCCAGAGGAGCAAUCAUGGAUACCCAAGCAGUUGUUGAUGCCUGUUCCAGUGGGCAUAUUGCAGGUUAUAGCGGGGAUGUUUGGAACCCACAACCGGCUCCAAAGGACCAUCCAUGGCGAUACAUGCCAAACCAAGCCAUGACACCUCACAUUUCUGGAACGACGAUUGACGCACAGUUGCGAUAUGCAGCGGGUGUUAAGGACAUGUUGGAUAGGUACUUCAAGGGAGAAGACUUCCCUGCGCAGCACUACAUUGUGAAGGAGGGGGAACUAGCAAGCCAAUACCGUUAAAACCUGUGUUAAUUUACUUGAGCUUGCAAAUAAGUUCGUCUGAGCUUAUGAAUAAAUUUUUACCAAAAGAGUUUCCAGUUCAGAGUUUCCCCCUUUGUAACAGUCUGGAGAGUAGUUGGCCCGAAAAACCGGAAAGUUUGGAGAGCUGUUAAGAGUGAGAAUGUGCCUGUAAUCUCGUAGACUUCUUUAUCAAAAAUAAAUUAUGUUUUAUCCUA